Molecule: messenger RNA, 993 nt
Organism: Cordyceps fumosorosea ARSEF 2679
Lineage: Eukaryota; Fungi; Ascomycota; Sordariomycetes; Hypocreales; Cordycipitaceae
Product: palmitoyl-protein thioesterase precursor
Exons: 1
Coding region: 1-993 (330 amino acids)
Cellular component (GO): lysosome
Molecular function (GO): thiolester hydrolase activity; palmitoyl hydrolase activity
Source: RefSeq, a predicted model, not a curated record
AUGGUGCGACCCCUCGCCGCCGCUGUCUUCGCCAUCUCCGGCUUCGCUGCCGCCUCCUCCCACACCACCGCCGCCUCCGACGACACGCCCCUACCCGUCGUCAUCUGGCACGGCCUCGGCGACACCUUCUCCGGCGAGGGCAUCCAGGCCGUCGCCGCCCUCGCCGACGCCAUCCACCCGGGCACCUUUGUCCACGCCGUCUCCCUCGCCGGCGACGACGCCUCCGCCGACCGCUCCGCCACCUUCUUCGGCAACGUCUCCGCGCAGGUCGACGCUGUUUGCGAGCAGCUCGCCUCCCACCCGAUCCUCUCCACCGCGCCCGCCGUCGACGCCCUCGGCUUCUCCCAGGGCGGCCAGUUCCUGCGCGCCUACGUCGAGCGCUGCAACAACCCGCCCGUCCGCAGCCUCGUCACCUUUGGCAGCCAGCACAGCGGCAUCGCCGAGUUCCGCGAGUGUGGCACGUCUGACUUCCUGUGCAAGGGCGCGAUGGCCCUGCUGCGCUUCAACACGUGGAGCAGCUUCGUCCAGGGCCGCCUCGUCCCCGCGCAGUACUUCCGCGACCCGGCCGACCUGGACGCGUACCUCGAGGGCUCGCGCUUCCUCGCCGACGUCAACAACGAGCGCCCGCGCAAAAACGCGACCUACAAGGAGAGGCUGGCGGGGCUGACCAAGUUUGUCAUGUUCCUCUUCGAAGACGACACGAUGGUGCACCCGCGCGAGUCGUCGUGGUUCGGCGAGGUGACGCCGGAGGGGAAGAGCGUGCCGCUGCGCGGGCGACCGAUCUACAAGGAGGACUGGCUCGGCCUCCGCGAGCUCGACGAGAAGGGUGGGCUCGUCUUCCGCUCCAUCACGGCGGACCACAUGCAGAUCCCGGAGCAGGUGCUCAACGAGACGUUCCGCGACUUCUUUGGGCCGGGGAAGCGCGCGUUCCCCUCGCACCGCCACGAGCAGCCCAAGGUCUACGGCGAUGGCCCCUUCAACCUGGAGCUGUAG